This is a messenger RNA of Clupea harengus (Atlantic herring), 1329 nucleotides long. RefSeq lists its product as uncharacterized. The record is from RefSeq and is a predicted model, not a curated record. NCBI's taxonomy places the organism in Eukaryota, Metazoa, Chordata, Actinopteri, Clupeiformes, Clupeidae.
UGUAAACCCGGAGAAGAAACCGAGUAGGCGUGGCGAAGAAGAACAUGGCGACGCACUUGUGAAAGUCAUGAGCUACUCGUCUGGGGAGAAUUACCGGUCUUAUUGUAUUACAAAACUAUAUUAACAAUGAUUUAAUGCCUUAGGUACCACAUUGCAUUUAAACGAGAGACAUAUUUCUUCUGGGACUGCAGUUGUUUUACAAUGGAGCAUAUUCAGCAACUACGAAAUUUGAAGGAUUUUCUGAUGGUUUACAAUCGGAUGACAGAGAUCUGCUUUCAACGAUGCACAACCAACUUCAAUUACAGAUCUCUCACUAUGGACGAGGAGCGCUGUGUGGACGGCUGUGCGGGUAAACUCAUCCGCACCAACCACCGCCUGAUGGGCACUUACGUGGAGCUGAUGCCUGGAAUGGUGCAGCGGCGUAUGGAGGAGCUGGAGAGCAAGUCUGCUGAAAUGGCCAAGGAGGAGGCUCAAGCCGCCGGUGCCGGAGUGGCGCUGACAGCGGUGCCAGCAGUGCCAGGCCCGGCAGCCGUAGAUGUACCCGUUGCGGUCGUCCCACCGGACGUGGCAGCAGCCUUCACCACCGCAGAUGCCCCACCUGUGUUUGUCUCCGAAGCCACAGGAGCAGUUCCAGAUCUUUCGGCCUCAGCUUCACAGGCUGCAGACAUGCCCGUGAUGAAUGGACUGUCUUUAAAUGCAGCUGCUGGGAAUGGUGCACCAGUCUUUGUCAUGCCACCAAUUCUGGCACCAGAACUGUCAGCUCCAUUAGACUUAGUCCCUCUUAUGACAGAAUCCCCUAGUUCUGAAGCUAAGGUAUCAGUGCCCACAGCUGUUAAAGCAUCAAGUACACCCAUUGCUAUACCAUCAGUGACCGAGUUACCCAUACAGGGGUCCGCACUCAGCAUUUCUGAGGAAAUGAAGAUCUUCUCACCUAUAGAGCUACCAUCAACAGCACCACCACCAGCGCUGUCAGUCUCUGCAUUAUUAACAGAGUCCAGCCCUUCAGUCCCUAAUUUCGUGAAGGCUUCGUCAGAUGUCAUUGCACCUGUUCCUGUACCUAAACCUGUUGACAUGCCCAAUGGCAUCAUGUCUAAGCCAAGCCCUGAAAGUAUCAGUGGGUCUGCAGCCGACUCCAAGUCCUCAUCUUGAGUUAAACAAACAGACCUCUUUUGCUGGUACAGUAUUAAAAGGUGUCAUCAGAUAUUUGAGUACCUUAAUCAAGUAGAGGAACUGCAAAUUGGAUAUUCAAAAUAAAAAUAACUACAUUUGCAAGCACUGCAUAUAUGUAUGUAAUGAUUAACUUUUUUAUUAAAAAGAUUCUGAACUGGA